AUGAACCUCACAGAGCUUAACGCUGAGAGUAUCACGUUACUAAUAGGGGCUGCACCCUCUGAUGUAGACUUGACCGAGUCGCGCACUACUAAGGACAAUGCGACUGUUGUCAGUCUUUGUGGGGUUGCUGUGAUAAUCAUUCUCUUUCGCUUCAUUGUCAAGUUUCGCAGUUUAAAGCCUAACUUGAAGAUCGAUGACUGGAUCAUCGCCUUUGCACUGGUCCCACUUAUCGCCAUUCUGGCUUCGGCCCUAGUUGCUGGCAAUUAUGGAAUGGGAAAACAUAUCUGGCUGUCGACAAUCGGCGGCAUGGUUAAAAUGCGACAGAUUCUUUACGCAUCCUUGAUCGUAUAUCUUUUGGAACUAUUCGUUAUCAAGCUCUCUAUUCUCGCCUUCUACCGCCGUGUCUUUGGAAUGAACUAUUGGAACUGGGCUGGUGUUAUAGCAACCACUAUAUGGGCAUUCGGCAGUCUGGUUGCCAUUCUCUGCUGUCCGGCUCCCGUCUCAUACUUCUGGAACUCAACUAUUAGCACUGAUGGUACAUGGCGCUAUAAUUUCUACAACUACUAUAUCGGCAACGCGGCAGGAAACGUUGUUACCGAUGUAUUCAUUCUUUUCGUCCCAGUGCCGACUGUUUGGGGCUUGGAUGUACGAAUCACUCAGAAAAUCAGUAUCAGCAUGGUUCUGCUGUUAGGUGUCUUUGUCUGCAUUGCAAGUAUUGUCCGCAUCCAUUACCUCACAUUUCUCAAAGACGAAACCGACAUCACCUGGACAAUAAGUCAAGUCUACGUUUGGUCAACCGUAGAACCCUGCGUCGGCAUCAUCUGCGCCUCUCUACCAACCCUGAAGCCUGUCAUUCGAUCAGCCAUGAAAGCAGAGCACUUGAUGUUCUUCAAAAAUACCUCAAAGACAUUCCGCAGAUCAACCUCGAUGCACGAUUUGAGGAAUCGAGCCAAUGCAAGCCGCCACAGCAACCACAGCACUCACAGCAAGAAUAUAGCCUCUCAAAGCUCGUUUGAGGCCAAACCUGACGAUUACCCGACUAACAAUGAUAAAAUUGGGCUGACUUCGACCGUUGCACACGUGGUUCGCUCAAGGAGGGCUGGCAAAGAGCUCGAGGAAUACCUAGGCCCUAUGUUUAUUCGGGUGGAACGGGAGUUGGAGUGGACUAUUGAUCGUACAUCUUCCUUUCCGUCCGAGGGAUGA
This is a messenger RNA of Penicillium taxi, 1203 nucleotides long. RefSeq lists its product as uncharacterized. Bases 1 to 1203 code for a protein of 400 amino acids. NCBI's taxonomy places the organism in Eukaryota, Fungi, Ascomycota, Eurotiomycetes, Eurotiales, Aspergillaceae. The transcript is spliced from 4 exons. The record is from RefSeq and is a predicted model, not a curated record.